Messenger RNA from Prunus armeniaca (apricot), 1008 nucleotides. Lineage: Eukaryota; Viridiplantae; Streptophyta; Magnoliopsida; Rosales; Rosaceae. The record is from the annotation of a GenBank genome assembly.
AUGGACAAUGGUGAAGUCAUUGCAGUGAAGAAGCUCUGGCCAACAACAGUUGCUGCAGACAAUGGAUGUUGUAAUGAUGAAAAAUGUGGAGUUCGCGAUUCAUUCUCAGCGGAGGUCAAAACACUUGGCUCAAUCCGUCACAAGAACAUUGUUAGAUUCCUUGGUUGUUGCUGGAACAAGCACACAAGAUUGCUCAUGUAUGAUUACAUGCCCAAUGGAAGCUUGGGCAGUAUCCUCCAUGAGAGGACAGGACAUGCCUUUGAAUGGGAAGUUAGGUACCAAAUAUUGUUGGGAGCUGCCCAAGGCAUUGCCUAUUUACACCAUGAUUGUGUUCCUCCAAUUGUUCACAGGGAUAUCAAGGCAAAUAACAUCCUCAUUGGCCUUGAGUUUGAGCCUUACAUUGCUGAUUUUGGCCUAGCCAAACUCAUUGACGAUGGGGAUUUUGCUCGGUCCUCCAACACAGUUGCUGGUUCUUAUGGGUACAUUGCUCCUGAAUAUGGAUACAUGAUGAAGAUCACAGAGAAGAGUGAUGUUUACAGCUAUGGUGUUGUUGUGUUGGAAGUCUUGACAGGGAAGCAGCCAAUAGAUCCAACAAUACCAGAUGGGCUACAUGUAGUGGAUUGGGUAAGACAGAAGAGGGGAAGCAUUGAAGUCCUUGACCCAAGCCUACUAUCUAGACCAGAAUCAGAGAUAGAGGAAAUGAUGCAAGCAUUGGGCAUAGCCUUGUUAUGUGUAAACUCAACCCCUGAUGAAAGACCAACUAUGAAAGAUGUGGCAGCAAUGCUAAAGGAAAUUAAACAUGAAAGGGAGGAAUAUGCCAAGGUUGAUGUGCUUCUCAAAGGAUCUCCGGCGAAUGAUGCUCGAGAAAAUAAGAACUCUACUGGAGUUUUAGCAUCAUCAUCAGCAGCAGCAAUGAAAAGCUUGUUUGGCAAAAGCAACAACACAAGUUUUUCAGCAUCCACACUACUUUACUCAUCUUCCUCUAGUGCAAAAAUGGGUUUCAAGUAA